AAUCUACCCCUUCAGAUACUCAGAUUCCUUCUUCAAUGGCAUUUCACAUUUGACUCUCUCUCAUUCUCUCUCUCUCCCCAUUCUAUUCACAUUUAAUUCCAUCCGUUGAUCGAUCAGUAAAUUCAGUAUCAUACUACCAUGUACGUAUUCACACUCAGAGCAACUGUUCUUUAACAAUGUCUGUACUUUUUAUGAACUCAAGUUGAAGAAAAAGAGCUCAGAUUGAUUAUUGUGCCCAGAAAUGGCAACUUCAUCAGUUCGAGAUCUCUUCAAGGAAAGGAAAUUCCCAUUCAUUCUCUCUCUUUUCCUCCUCCUUUUCGUCCUCACUUUUCUCCUCAUUUCCAACUCCCAAAAAUCCCCUCUCGACCUCACCGCCGCCGACAUCGCCAAACCUCAACUCCAUCUCCCCACUCUCUCUCCUCCCCCUCCCCCUCCCGCCGCCGAGAAGGAGGAUGUCGGCGCCGCCGAAUCGGAUUCGAUUCGGUGGACGGUUUGCGAUGAUCGCGAUCCGGCGGCGCGUGACUACAUACCCUGCCUCGAUAAUUCGAAAGCGAUAAGCGCAUUGAAGUCCAGGAGGCAUAUGGAGCACCGGGAGCGCCACUGCCCCGACCCGCCUCCGAGGUGCUUGGUUCCGCUUCCGGCGGGUUAUCGGGCUCCGGUGACGUGGCCCAAGAGUAGGGACAUGGUAUGGUAUAACAAUGUGCCACAUCCUAGGCUUGUUGAGUACAAAAAGGACCAGAGGUGGGUGGUGAAAUCUGGGGAUUAUUUUGUUUUUCCCGGCGGGGGGACGCAGUUCAAGGAGGGGGUGAACCACUAUGUUGAAUCUAUAGAGAAGGCUUUGCCAGUAAUAAAAUGGGGGAAGCACACGAGGGUCAUUCUUGAUGUUGGGUGUGGUGUUGCUACCUUUGGUGGGUUUUUGCUGGAUAAGAAUGUUGUUACUAUGUCAUUUGCACCCAAGGACGAGCACGAGGCUCAGAUACAGUUUGCGCUUGAACGGGGAAUCCCUGCUACGCUCUCGGUCAUUGGAACUCAGAAGCUGGCAUUUCCGGAUAAUGUGUAUGACUUGAUUCAUUGUGCGCGUUGCAGGGUUCACUGGGAUGCCGAUGGAGGAAGACCGUUGAUGGAACUAAAUAGAAUUCUCAGGCCCGGUGGGUUUUUCAUUUGGUCUGCCACUCCAGUAUACCGGGAUGAUGAAAGAGAUCGUAAAGUCUGGGAAGCCAUGGUUUUGCUCACCAAAUCAAUAUGUUGGAAGGUAGUGAAGAAGACCUAUGAUAAAGCUACUUCGAUUGGGAUGGUUAUAUAUCAGAAGCCUAUUUCACCUUCAUGUUACAAGAAGCGUAAAGAAAAUAAUCCGCCUCUUUGCGAUCAGGCCAUUAGGCCAAAUAGUUCAUGGUAUGCACGUCUCGACAGCUGUCUUUCACAGCUUCCAGUCUCGAGCAAUGGAAAUUUGUACGAGUGGCCUGAACCCUGGCCCAAGAGGCUUAGUAGCAAACCUCCAAGCCUCUCUUUAGUAGGUAAUGGUGAUGAUGAAGAAACUUUCAAUCGGGAUACCAAACACUGGGCUUCACUUCUCUCUGACGUUUACCUAGGAGGCCUUGAAAUAAAUUGGUCGGGCAUUAGGAAUGUAAUGGAUAUGAAUGCUGUCUAUGGAGGGUUUGCUGCAGCAUUAAUCGACCAGCCUGUAUGGGUAAUGAACGUCGUUCCCAUCAGCGAGCCAGAUACUUUACCUGUUAUAUUUGAUCGAGGGUUGAUUGGAGUAUAUCACGACUGGUGUGAGUCCUUCAAUACCUAUCCCCGCACAUACGAUCUUCUACACGCCAGUUUCCUCUUCGAAAAGUUAGCUCAAAGAUGCGACAUAAUAGACAUGGCGGUGGAGGUGGACAGAAUCUUGAGACCGGGUGGCGUUCUUUUAGUUCACGACACCAUGGAUAUGCUUAACAAGCUCACUUCAAUUCUGCGCUCACUUCAUUGGUCAGUAACCGUAAAGCAACAACAGUUUCUCGUUGGCAAGAAAGGCUUUUGGCGCCCGGAUGAAAAGACCAGAUUAUGAACACACCCUCGCUGUAUAAUCUUAGCUUGCUAUAUAUAUAUAUAUAUAUAUGCAGCAAUAUAGCUUUCGUUUCAAGGAGAUAUCAAUAUUUUUUUUCCUCUAAAUGUAUUGCUAGGAGUUGAACUUUUUGCCCUAUGUAUGAAUCCCAGAGGAACAAAUUUCGGGUUGAGAAGCAAGAGAGGAACAAAUGUAUUUUGUGGAGAUGAACAUUGUAAUUUUGCAUACUUUGUUAUCACUCAUGAAUGCAAUAGAGACAAAAUAUUGUUUCUGAGCACAA
This is a messenger RNA of Ipomoea triloba (trilobed morning glory), 2327 nucleotides long. RefSeq names its product probable methyltransferase PMT23. The transcript has 8 exons. The record is from RefSeq and is a predicted model, not a curated record. Gene Ontology annotation, molecular function: methyltransferase activity. Gene Ontology annotation, cellular component: cytoplasm; endosome; trans-Golgi network. Bases 242 to 2050 code for a protein of 602 amino acids. NCBI's taxonomy places the organism in Eukaryota, Viridiplantae, Streptophyta, Magnoliopsida, Solanales, Convolvulaceae.